AUGAAACAACCAUUGAUAUGCUCUGGUCAUUCUCGACCUGUAUCAGACUUGGCAUAUAGCAAUGAGAGUUCAGAUGGACUAUUCAUUAUAUCAGCUUGCUUAGAUGGAAAGCCAAUGCUGAGGGAUGGAAACAAUGGAGAUUGGAUAGGUACAUUCGAAGGCCAUAAGGGUGCUGUAUGGUCUUCAAGAUUCAACAACAACGCGACACAGGCAUUGACAGCAUCAGCAGAUUAUACAGUUAAACUAUGGGAUACAUUGAACGGAACAGAGCUACACACCUUCGAACAUCAAUCGAUUGUAAAGACAGCGGACUUCUCCAGAUUUGGAAACAGAAUAGUGACAGGAGGAGGAGAUAAGAUAUUGAGAAUAUACGACUUGGAGAAGCCGAACGAACCUCUUCUCCAGAUACCAGGCCAUCAGAGUAUGAUAAAGGCAGCCAUGUGGAGCGCGUACAACGACGACGUAGUGCUGAGUGGAGGUGGCGAUGAAAUCAUCAGGAUAAUGGAUCUUCGAGCGGGCACUCACAUGGCACUGUGUGCCAAAGCACCCAUCUCUUCCAUGGAGUUCAGCAAGGACAAGAAGUAUUUGAUCACCACAGCAGGAGCCGAGAUAACCUUCUGGGACGCUGCAACAUUCCAUCCACUCAAAGUAUAUUCACUGCCGUUUGAAGUCAACUGCGCAUCGUUACAUCCAGACAACUCAAAGUUCAUUGCAGGUGGAAGCGACUUUUGGGUACACGUCUACGAUUUUAACACUGGACACGAGAUCGAAGUCAACAAGGGACAUCACGGACCAGUGAACUGCUGUCGGUACUCACCCGACGGACAAUCAUUCGCAUCAGGCUCAGUCGAUGGAACAAUCAGAAUAUGGUUGUAG
Acytostelium subglobosum LB1 is the source of this 876-nucleotide messenger RNA. RefSeq lists its product as hypothetical. Gene Ontology annotation, molecular function: protein binding; RNA binding. Gene Ontology annotation, cellular component: SMN complex. Bases 1 to 876 code for a protein of 291 amino acids. Lineage: Eukaryota; Evosea; Eumycetozoa; Acytosteliales; Acytosteliaceae. The transcript has 5 exons. The record is from RefSeq and is a predicted model, not a curated record. Gene Ontology annotation, biological process: spliceosomal snRNP assembly.